AGGAGAAGCGGAACCAAGAUGUUUAAUGGUUGAUCCGAGUCGGCAUGUAAACAGUGUGACACCUCAGCAUCAUGUCCCGUACAGCAGAGGUCUUGUCAGAAUAAAUCUGUAAUUUAGAAAGUGUGAAGCUGUUGUCACAUUUAGUUUAGUGUCAUGAAACUGCAGCAGGCGCUCCGCAGUGUCGACAAAUUCAGAACCGUGUUCGACUUCGGUGGCCGGGACGUGGCUCACUGGUUCCCCGGACACAUGGCUAAAGGACUCAAGCAGAUGAGAUCCAACCUCAAGAAAGUGGACUGUAUUAUAGAAAUCCACGAUGCCAGAAUCCCAUUCUCUGGAAGAAACCAUGUGUUUCAGGAGACUUUAGAUGUCAGACCGCAUCUGCUAGUUCUCAACAAGAUGGACCUUGCUGAUCUGUCCAGCAAGCAGACAAUCCUGAAAAUGCUCGAAAAGAAUGGUGUGAAAAAUGUUCUCUUCACAGACUCUUUGAAGCAGAGAGAUGACAGCAUCAAAAAGUUGGCACCAAUGGUGGUGGAAAUUAUUGAAAACAAACCACGCUUUAACAGAGAUGAGAAUACAGAUUAUUGCCUGAUGGUUAUCGGUGUGCCCAAUGUGGGGAAGUCAUCUCUUAUUAAUUCAUUAAGAAGAACAAACUUGAAAAAAGGUCGUGCGUCUCGUGUAGGUGGAGAGCCAGGUAUAACUAAAGCGGUCCUGACGAAAAUUCAGGUGUGUGAGCGACCCAUAAUGCAUCUUUUGGACACACCAGGAGUCUUGCCUCCUAAAAUUGAGAGUGUUGAAACAGGCAUGAAGCUGGCGUUAUGUGGAACUAUUCUGGACCAUUUAGUGGGUGAAGACAUUAUUGCAGACUACUUACUCUAUUCCCUGAACAGGCUUGGGAAGUUCAGUUAUGUGGAGAGAUACGACCUGCAAGAGCCUAGUGAUGACAUCCAGCAUGUCCUCAAACGCAUUUCUGUAAAACUCGGAAAGACACAACGGGUCAAAGCCAUUACUGGAGUGGGGAACGUUACUGUCACUGUCCCAAACUACACAGCAGCAGCUUACGACUUCAUAAGAGCCUUCAGGAAAGGAGAGCUGGGACUAGUAAUGCUGGACUGACCUGAACCGUCUUAAUGAAGAGACUGAUUCUGGGUUUUUCCAGUUUGCCCUCAACCUGGAAGGAUUUAUAUUUAACCACAAAAUUCUUCAAGGGAACAUAGCGCGUUUCUGUCCUCAUGCCUUUUGACAUUUUGGGGACAAGAUGAAGUCUGUUUUGUUGGGGGAUUUUACAGAAAUCUCCAAAGCACUUUGACCUUUGUAAAUAAAAGAAUUUAACUUGA
Molecule: messenger RNA, 1334 nt
Organism: Larimichthys crocea (large yellow croaker)
Lineage: Eukaryota; Metazoa; Chordata; Actinopteri; Sciaenidae
Gene: mtg1
Product: mitochondrial ribosome-associated GTPase 1
Exons: 11
Coding region: 154-1113 (319 amino acids)
Biological process (GO): mitochondrial translation
Cellular component (GO): mitochondrion
Molecular function (GO): GTPase activity; GTP binding
Source: RefSeq, a predicted model, not a curated record